Anneissia japonica is the source of this 5426-nucleotide messenger RNA. Its product is annotated as nuclear pore complex protein DDB_G0274915-like. The coding region runs from base 59 to 3676 and encodes 1205 amino acids. Lineage: Eukaryota; Metazoa; Echinodermata; Crinoidea; Comatulida; Comatulidae. The record is from RefSeq and is a predicted model, not a curated record. The transcript has 10 exons.
UAAACAAACUAAGAACGUGAAUUGAAUUGUUGUAAAGCAGUUCAGCUGUAUUUUAGUCAUGUUAAAAAUCGAUUACCAAUAUCACACUCUACCGGUCAUUGGUUUUUUGCUUAUUAUUUCGGUAAUUCUGAACAACAUUUUGUACACUUCUGCGGUACUCUCACUGUUUUUAUCCGUAAUUGUAGUCGUAAUAUCCAGGCUUGCCGUCGAUAGGUACCGAGCAAUCGAGCAAUUUUCCACUGUCGACACGAAGAGCACAGUCGCGAAAGUAGGUCUGGGAGCCAAGGAGCCUACUAGUAGUAGUACUAGUACUAGGCCUAGCAAUAUAGGCCUAGAAGAAGGGAAGUUUGCAAGAAGAGAGAUUGUUAAGAAUUUAACGCCAUUUUCACCGAGAGACUUAACGUCAAGUAUAAACAGUGUUCAACUACAAAACUACGGGCUGGAUAACCCUAUUUGUUAUUAUAAUAGUAAUACUGACUCGUCAACAAAGAAGGAUUUUUCCAGCAGCAGAAGCCUUUCACGGUCGCCGAUAACACAAACUGAUUCGAGAAAUCAAACUGUAGAUAAACACUUUCUCUCCGCAUUUAACAGAAAUACAACAGUCAGUGCAAAGGCCAUAGAUAAGGCUAAUAAUACCCCACCAGCAUACUCCCCUACUCUUCUUGUGAAACAGGACCCAUCCCAACAACAGCAGCAAGCAAUGUACAGUCCAAGAAAUUUCAUUAACGUAAAGAGAAAUGCAGCCUAUGGAUCUGGUUACAGGAACCUGUCGCCAUCGUGUCAAUCAAAUCGUAGUAAACGUGCUACCAGUGCGCCUAGGAACUCUACUACCAAUGAAGAACAUUCUGGAAGUGGUUCGCUAUCAUGCCUUCGAGCCAGCCCAAGAGUUUUGAGUCGUUUAAAGAAUGUUCAGAGUCCAGUGACAGUCAGGAUAGCAAGUCCUGAUCUUGUUCGUUCUCCAAGUCCAUUACUUAGGCAGCUUGAUGCUGAAGUGAAAGCAGAUCCCCGCAGCAAAGAGAGCGUCAUCUCGGCCAUCCGACAGUGUCGCAAACGAGCAGUGCACUUGGAGAAGGAUGACUCAAAUAAUUUAACAGAGGUGAAAGGUAACGAUAUGAAGAGAAGGCGAUUUGAUAAUGAUUCUGGAGCAAGUACACAAGCAUCCUUCAAAGUGUCCACUUCCGAGAUAGUCUGCAAUGGUGAGCUUUCCAACAAAAUGGAUGUUGAUGAGACGAAUGUUUUCACUUGUCAUGGAAUUGUCUCUAAAACUCCACGAAAUGCAAUAUCGAGUUCAUUCAGCUCAUCGAAGGCAUCAAAUAAUAAGAAAAGGUUAUUUGAAGAAACUGAAAAUGAGGAUGAUGCGAUUGUGGUACCUUCAAAGAAAUUCAUCCAGCCUCUGAAAGAGAGGAAAUUACAGCACACUGACAUCAUUGAACGUGCAGAUGCUGAAGUGAUUGAACAAUUCAACCAGACAACUAAGGGACAGCUAAGAUGUCUGAGCAAAUCAGAAACUGAAUCUGAUGGUGGACAGAAGCUGAAAAGGCCACAGGGUCGUAGAAAAAUGCCAGCUUUCAGUGCAAUGGAGAACAGUUCUUUCCUGCCUCCAAGUUCACCUUAUGAAUAUACUGUAAAAGAUUUGGCUGAGACAAGAUACCAAGCAGAGGAACGUGUGAAACUUCUGAAGCAAGAGCUCACGGAAGAUGUCGAAAUAGAGCAAACUCAAUUUGCAAGCAGUGUAGGAUCAAUUAAAACUACUUCAACGCAUGUCAGUACCACAUCAGCAUCUGUUAGUGGACUUUCACAUCUAACAUCAUUAAUCAAAGACCAAAGCAGCCAGUCUAAUCAACCAGUUUCUUUAGCGACAGCCACAAAAUCUACAGGAUUGCCAAAUCAGUUGAAUUUGCAAGUACUCCCAAAGCCAUCAAAUGCAAAAUUAGAUUUGCUUUCAAACCAGUCUAAGUCGUCUACUAUAAUCCAGAGCUCAGGAACAGGAUCUAAGGAAGGGUUGGGAAGUGUGUCAUCAGUCUCUGCCACAUCAAGCUCUUCCUCAACAGCAUUGCCUUCUUCACAUUUUAACACAAAAAAUGUACCACCUGGACUUCAAACUAGUGUACAAAAACCAACUCUAAAUUCAACACCUGAUCUCCAGUUUGGCCAGACAGCAUCUGUUAAAUCUGUGACUGGUCUUGCUUCAUUUACAUCCUCACUUACAGGUUCUAACUUAAAUAAUAAAAACUCUUUACCUUCCAAUCAAAGCUUAGAAGGAAUUAGAACCCCAAACCAAGUAGUAAUUGUUGGAGGAACUGGUGAUGCCUCAAUCAACAAACUUCCUGCUAACACUAGAACUACUAGUAGACUUCCAUCAAGUAGUUUAACAGUGGCACAAAGCACCAGUGUUUCUGCAUCUGCAUCUACUAGCUCAUUGAUAAGUAAUAAAAAUCAAGCUUUUUCUCUAGAUAAUGAAGCACAGGAGAAGUCUAUAGCUUUAUCCUAUUUUUCAAAAACCAGUGGAUCUACCACAGACAAGACAGUUUCUUUGAAUGGAUCGAUUAGCACAAAUAUUUUUGGAACUCCUCAGUCCACUGCUGGACCAGCCACUUCAUCACACCUAUCCAAAGCAGCAUCCUCAAGUUCUGCUUCUGGUACUGGAAACACUUCAUCACAGUCACAGAAGAGUACCUUUAAACCAAUAUUUGGAGAUGCAUCAGCACCAAAAGCUUCCUCUGUGACACCAUCACAGCAAUUAUUUACUCCAAUCCUAGCACCUACUACUACACAAAGUGCAAGCAAGCCACCAGUGGGUGGGUUCAAUUUCAAUCCAACUUUUGACUCAAAAUCUUCUAAAGAAUCUGCAACAGCCCAGGUUCGUACAAGCCAUUUCACCUUUGGGGCACAUAAUUCUGCAUCUAGUCUGUCAUCAGGUGCAUCUUGUAGCAGUACAGGCUUCAAUUUUGGUGCAAGUACUGCAAUGAAAAGCACCAAUAGCUCAGACAUUAGCAUGACAGGAGCAUCCAAAUCUGGCUUUAAAUUUGGUGCUCCUUCCCAACAAUCAAGUGGUGCCUUUCAAAUUGGUCAACCAAAUCCAACCUCCUUUUCAAGUACUCGGCCUGUUAUGGCUUUUGGUCAGUCUCAGUCAACACCAGAUUUUAGUCAGACAACACAGACCAUGACUGUGUUUGGCCAUCCCAGCAAUUCGACACCAGCCUUUGGACAACCUAACCAAUCAUCUUUCACCCCAAUUGCCUCAAAUAGUUUCAGUCAGUCAAACCAAACCAAUGUUUUUGGACAAUCCAAUCAACCUGUUCCUGCUUUUGGCCAGAGCUCUUCUCAACCGGCAUUUGGACAAGCAUCUAGUUCAGUUGCAAACACAAGUUUCCAGUUUAACUCAUCCAGUACACCAUCUUUUGGUCAGUCAAUUGGUGGAUUUGGACAAUCUGGCCAAACAGGGCCUCCAUCCUUCGGCCAGACUGUUCAACAAGGAACAUUGUCAUUUAGACAAAAUGAAACUUUACAACAAGGCUUCAACUUUACAGGAUCAGGUGGUUUCUCAGCGACUCAAGCAGUCCCAAAUGCUAACACGUUUUCGGUAGGAACUGGAGGUUCGGUAGGAACUGGAGGAUCAAUAGCCAGGGACAGAAAGAAGUUAGCUGCACGCAGGAAAGUAAACAAAAGGAGGUGAUUUGUACACGUCUGUAUGGAAUGCUAAUUCUUAAGGCUGUAACUACAAAAUGCAAGGAUAUUUGUACUUGAGCAUAUGGCACAGUAUCAUCAUUAUUGUGGUGUUCAUAAACCAUAUGUAUUCUAUAUUCUUAGUCUAGUAUGCAUGCAAUGGGGUUGUGGUCAGUGGCGACAAUACAAGUAAUAUUUCUGCUUUUCUUAUAAGAUAAGAACCACUAUUAAACAGUAACUAAAAUGAGUAAUUGGAAAAAGUACAUUGCCACUGAGAGAGUUUGUGUUUCAGAAAAGUGAUAAAAUUCUUUUAGAACUGAUGUUUAUAAACAAAUACAUGUUUAAUAAUAAAUUAAUGUUUUUAAUGUAAAUAACGCUUUUGCCAUAUUAGCAAGUGUGUAGGGAUACACUUGACUCAUUUUGGUUUGUUCCUCUAAAGAUUUUACAUAAGUUUACAACCACUGUAUAAAAAAAGGGAGCAAUCUGAAAUAUGAAGUCAAUGUCAACGAAUGGGUGUAUGGCAGGUUGAAACUGUACAUGAAAACUGAAUAUGAAACAUGGGCUGUAGGAAAGCUUGACUUGAGACGAGAUUCCAUAUAUUAAUAUAAGCUGCUUUUUACACUGACUCAAGGUAUAAGACUCUCAAGGGAGUUCAAGCUGUUUACGAUAGUUUAUACUAUUGACACCCGUACACUGUUGAAACUGUUACUGUAUAUUACAGCUUUUCUACAGGGACAUGUGGUUUGGGACCAUAGGCUCUUAAAGCUGAUAUACUAAUAAUUAUAGUUUAAUUUCAGUAGCAAGCCUACUAUGAGACCGAAAGGCUGUUAAUGCUUUUUAUAUAGAAGCUGUGUGUAAGGCACAGUACAGUAGCUUAAGAUGAGAUUUGAUAGCGUUUUGAAACUUUUUCCUUGAGAAAUAGGCUGUCCACUUGAUUACACUGUUACACCAGCUACGGAAUUUCAUGAUUGGAGACAUAAAAUGAGACCAACACUUUAUUUGAAAAAAAAAUGCCUUUCCAUUGGCAGCACACGUUACACAUAGUAUACUGACAGUGUGUAAAAAGAAAAUAUUUAAAAUAAAUAAUAUAUACAGUUCGCCCUCCAAUUUGAGACCACUUUUGGGACCUGAAAAUUUGGGGUGGUUUCGGGAUUGGUCUCCAGCAGGCUAGCUUUGUGUUAAAAGGUUGAAGAUUGUUAUUUGGGUCUUUGGAAAAGUGGUCUCGAAUUGGUGGGGUGGGGGGGGGUGGUCUUUCGGAAUCUCAAAUUGGAAGGUGUACUGUAUUUUAGCUGUUGCAGCUUCUAAAAUAAUAGGUAUUCUAUUGUACAUAAUUAUCUAGUGACAAAAAGCAUAUUAGCUCUUGAUGUUUAGCUAAUUAUAGGAGACUUGUAGCUGUUGUAUCACUAUUAGACUUGUUACGAGAUCAGACCCGAGGAUGCUAGAAUAGAUAAAACCUCAGUUGAAUAAUUGUUGCGUUUUUAUGGUCACAUAUUUCAGCCUAUAUGUAUGCGUAACAUUUUUAUAUGACAAGUACAGUUUAUUUGUCAUUAAUUUAUUUGUGAUACAUAUUUUAAUGAUUUUUAUCACAUUCUUUACUACUGUCAAAACUAUUGCUAAAUAGUAGUAUUAUUAUUUUGUUUAAUUGCAAUUAUAUUUUUAAUUCAGUUUUGCAUAGGUGUAUACUAAAAAGUGAUCAUUUACUUUGAAUUUUAUUAAAUUUCUGUUAAUGUUAUAAAUAACUAUAACUAUUUUACAUUGUU